AAAAUUUUUCUAAAAAUAGAGCCCACAAUAGAUUUCCCCCAAAAAGAAAGUGGUACUUUUUUUUCAUUUUCCCGCUCCUCUUCCUUCCCCUUCUCUGCUUUUACUUCUGCCAUCGCCAUCUUCUUCCACCGCCGUCGCCGCUUCUUCCACCGUCGUCGCUGCUUCCACCGCCGCCUUUGCUUCUUCCAUCGCCGCCUCUGCUUCUAAAGAAUGUAGUGUCGAGGUUAGUCCAUCUUGAGUCGCCGCCAUCCACCCACACAACCAGCUGCUUCGAGUUUCCCUAAUUUGAAGAAAUCGUUCAACGAUUCUGCUUAAUUCAAGUUUCCCAGGUGUUGGAUGCUCUUGAAAAUCUUCAUGCUGCUGAUGUUGACCAAAAGCUUCAUGAUGCUGCUGAUGGGAUGGGAUGCUUCAUGAUACAAAAAUCAAUUUUCUGGCAAAGAGGUGCGUUUUCUCAGUCAUGACUUGCAUCAGUUUUGGAAUUGGGCUAACAAAACAGAUGGCAUUGAGACUAAUGAGUGUCUCGAAAACAAUGGUGGAUGCCGGCAGGGCACACAAGCCAACAUCACAACCUACAAGGUAUUCAAUAUUCCGAGGGAGCGGUCUUUCACCUUUGAGGAGAUAGAUGAAGUUCGAGAAAUGUUGGCAAACUUCAUUACCAGUGAUUGUCUUUGAUAUUUUCUUGUGCUGAAUCUUAAAUUAUGGAUGCUAGCUAGUUUUUCAUAUGAUUGUAAUGUAAUCGACUUUUAUAUUUAAAAUUAUAUACUAUUUAAUUUAACGGUUUUUUCAUGAAAUGCCCCUGAGGUUUUAAAAAACGCACCAAAUACCCUCGCCUGUUUCGAUUCACAUAAUAUACCCCUAUUUAUCUGUACUGUUCAUGUCAUGCCCCUGUUAGCUAACGCCGUUAGUCUGCCGUUAGUGGUGUUUUACUUAUUUGCCCUUAAUUUUGGUUUAGCGCCAUUGACUUCCUUCACUUUCACAGAAAGACCAAAAAAAAAAAAAACUGUUCACAUUUUUCUCUUUCUCUCUCCUCUCCCCUGUUCUUCUUCAAGCUCUAAUCCUACUCAAACCCUAGAAAUUCUGGGUAGAUCUUCAAUAUUUUUGUGAAUUUUGCUGCGCACCUUAAAGGCGAGUUCGUGGGUUGUGAUUUUGCUUCAAUCGCGACAAAAAAGGGAGAAACUUGAGGCGAUUUCCAGUUGAGUUAGUGUUGAAGAGGAAACGGGAAUUUAAAGUUGGUUAGUCUACUUCCAGGUAAUAAUCUCUUCUCCUCUGUUUAAUUUUGCUGGUAAACUUGUUUUUUUUUCACGAAAUCGAUUAGGGUUAGGGUUUGUGAAAUUGUCAGUUUUUUUUUUUAAAAUUGCGCAACUUUCUUGUUGGUUAUUGGUCAAUUGUGGUUGUUGGAAUGAAAAUUGAUGUUAGUUUCAUUAUUUUUUCCCUUUAGGAUGAGUGCUAUUUGGUUGUUACUACGUUAUGGGUCACAUAGUUUUGAUAUUAGAGUGGGAGACAUGGAAAAAUAUCGUUUGUUGAAGUUGUUUCUUGAUAUCUUUGAGGAAUCAGUUAAGCAAGAAUGUUUUUUUGCCUAGUACCUUUAGCUUGUAUGUUGAGGGUCCUUGUGGUAAGGUUGAAUUGAAUGAUGAUAAGACUUUAAGGCUUCUGUGGGGAUGGAAUUGGGGUAAAGACACUGCUGAAAUUUGGGUUGAGGGAACAGAUAAACCAGGAUUGGUGUUUAGGAAUGCUGUUGCAACAAUUGAGAAUCAUAGAAAGGAAAAAGAGAGACAACUUAAGGAGAGACAAGAGGAACUGUUGAGGGCUCAAAGAGAGGAGGAAGAGGCAAUGAGGAAACAACAGGAAAGGGAGGACAUUUUGAGGGAAAUACAGGAACAAAUGGAGUACACUGUGGCUAUGGAGGUCCCUGUUGUUGAUUGUGAGGACAUGAAGGUUGAGUAUGUGAGAGUCAUUAGCAAAGAUGAUGCUGAUGAGGUGUUUCCAGGUUGCUCUCAACCAAAACAAACACAAGAAUCCCCAAAGAAACAACCCACCCCACCCAAACACACAAAUCAUGUUGCUUCUAAGUCAAAAGGCAAGGAUAAGCCUGCUUCUAAGAAACUAACCCCCAAAAGGAGGGCAUCAGCUAAACAACCCACCCCACAGAAACAACCCACCCCACCUAAACAACCCACCAAACAACCUACACCACCACCCCCACCACCCCCACCACAGAAAGAACCCACCCAACCAAAACAACAACAACACACACCACCACCAGAACAUCCCACCUCUCCACCACAACAACAACAACACACACCACCACCAGAACAUCCCACCUCUCCACCACAACAUCACACCCCUCCACCACCACCACAAAAUCCCACUCCACCACAGAACAACCAAACUGAUGAGCCUAACAAUCAAGCACCACCUGAUCAAGCUCAGCCAGUGAAAAAGAAGGGGGGCAGAGUUAGACCUGAGGGGUUUAGGGUUAACAAAGUCACUGCUAAGAAGGCUGGAACUUGGGUUUCCAAGGGAAAGGGAAAAGGGAGAAAGGGUACAGGAAGGUCUAAGACACCAGGGGUUUUUGCUGAUGUUGGUGAGAUAUGUUCAGAAGAGGAGAGUGAGGAUUCUGAUUAUGAGGAAUCAGAUUCUGAACAAGAGGAUGUUCUGAAUGAUUGGAUUGAUUCUGAUGUUGAUGAUGAGGUGAUUCCUGAUGAUAUUCCUGAUUUGGGGUUUGAGGAUUGUCUAAAUGGUUCCUCAAAGAUGGAUAAGGCCUAUAAAAAUGGCAAAAUAUGGACUGAUCAACCAUAUGGGUCCAUUAAGUUAGAACCCUGGUUGAUCUUUCAUGAUAAGGCCACAUUUCUUGAAGUGUUGAGAAGUUACUGCAUACAGGAGGGGUUUGGGCUUAGUGUUGAGAGGGCUGAUAAUAGGAGGUACACAGCAGUGUGUGCAGUGGAGUCAUGUGACUGGAGGAUACAUGCCAGUAGGUUGUUUGACAAUGUUAGCUGGGCCAUUAAGGUGAUCAGUGGGUCCCACAGAACUUGUGGGAGGCUUGAGGAGAAUCCAGUAGUGACCUCUGAGUGGUUGUGUAAGCAUAUGUUGGGGGAAAUAGAGGCAAAUCCAGAGAUUCCAGUGGAGACGUUGAGGAGGUAUGCACAGGAGAAGUUUCAGUUGAGGGUGAAAAAGAGGCUAUUGUACAAGGUCAGGAGUAUGGCAAAGGGAAAGCUGCAUGGUGGUUGGGCUGAAGCAUAUGAGCUGUUGCCUAGAUAUACUGAGAGUUGUGACAGUUGGAGCUACUUCAUGAGAUGUUUGAGGCAAAUGUUUGAGCAGGAGGGUUGCAACAGAGAUGAUUGGACCUUCAUCAGUGAUAGGAUGAAGGGUGUUGAGUUGGCAGUUAGAGAAACUUUUCCUAGAGCAAUUAGGAGAGUUUGCUGCCAACACCUAUACAUGAAUUGUAAGAACAAUGGCUUCAGUGGAUCUGCAUUCCACAAGCUAUUUUGGAUAGCUGCUAAUGCAUACAAUGAGUAUGUGUUUGGUAAGGCCAUGGAAAAGAUCAGUGAGUACAAUGCAAAUGCCACUGCAUACUUGAACAGCUGCAUUGAGCAGUGGUCUAGGCAUAAGUUUGACUCUACUGUUUGUUGUGAUCACAACACAACAAACUUUGUGGAGUCAUUCAAUGCAUGCACAAAGCCCUUCAGAGACAUGCCUGUCUUCUCAUUAUUGGAAGCAAUCAGAAGUUGGUGUAUGCAGAGGGUGGGGGCUAGAUUUGACAAGGCAGUUGACAUGGAGGAAGGUCAGCUCACUGCAUAUGCAUUGAAAGAGUUAGAGGAGAGGACAGCUGAGUCCAGGUUAUGUUAUGCCACAGCAUGUGGAGGGGGUGAAUUUGAGGUUAGGGAUGGACAUGUCAACUUCCCAAUUAGGCUUGCAACAAGAAGUUGUGCCUGUGGGAAGUGGCAGAUCUGUGGAAUCCCCUGCAAGCAUGCACUGAGGGUCAUAUAUGACCAAAGGAUGAACCCCCAUGAUUUCAUAUCCCCAUGGUUCAAGGCUGCUGCAUACAAGCUAACCUAUGCAGAACAUAUUCAUCCUAUGGCAGAUCCAUCUCAGUGGCCUGACUUUGGCCUUCCUUCCAUUCAGCCUCCAACCAUCAAAAGACCAUCUGGCAGACCUGCUAAGAAGAGAAAGAGAGGGGCAAAUGAACCAAAGAAAGGGAAAAGGAACACAAAUGUGAAAUGUGGAAAGUGUAGAGAGUUUGGUCACAACUCAAGAACAUGCAAGAGUGGAGGAACAAGUGCCACUGGACCAAGUACUUCAAAGAGUGGUGCAGCAGGAGCAAGUACAUCAAAUGGGGGACCAAACACAAGGAAGAGGUCAAAGGCAGCUGCAUAGUCACCUCAGUUGGCUAUAUUUUGUGAAUUGUAGUGCACAAAGCUAAACUAACUUAGUCAAAUCAGUUUAGUUAGAAUCAGUUUUUGGAAACAGUUGUGCAGAGAUCAUUUUUUGGAAACAGUGAAAUGCUUAGAACACCUCUUUUUGUGCAGUUCAGUGGUGUUUGUCCACUUAAAGUUCAGUUUAUGUAAAGCUUAUUUGCUUGAACAAGUAUUUAUGGAACAAAGUCUCUUUAUUUCAUGAAA
Messenger RNA from Spinacia oleracea (spinach), 4619 nucleotides. RefSeq lists its product as uncharacterized. The transcript is spliced from 7 exons. Gene Ontology annotation, molecular function: transposase activity; DNA binding; zinc ion binding. The record is from RefSeq and is a predicted model, not a curated record. Lineage: Eukaryota; Viridiplantae; Streptophyta; Magnoliopsida; Caryophyllales; Amaranthaceae. Gene Ontology annotation, biological process: DNA transposition. The coding region runs from base 1831 to 4374 and encodes 847 amino acids.